Molecule: messenger RNA, 2789 nt
Organism: Wyeomyia smithii (pitcher-plant mosquito)
Lineage: Eukaryota; Metazoa; Arthropoda; Insecta; Diptera; Culicidae
Product: shootin-1
Exons: 8
Coding region: 573-2543 (656 amino acids)
Source: RefSeq, a predicted model, not a curated record
CACUCAGUUGCCGCUUAAGCGUUCAACCGGACGGUCGUGUUGUUUUUUCGUAGCUUCGUUCGCGAGAUUCUGCAGUGCUGGAAUCGCAGAUUGUUUUGCUUACCCUUACCCCUAAGCUUACCCUUGUGGUUGUGUAUGUGCAUUCGAAUGAUGUGAAGUAUCGUCAAGAAAAAGCAGUAAACAGAGGCAAAACAAGUGAUCUAAGCCACAGAGUGAAUCAUCCAGCGGUUAAAAGUGUUGAGUAAACAUUUCGGUUCUUGUUGCGCAUGGGCGUUAGUUCUUGGUGGUGAAUUACGAAGGGAAAAGCCGUUUCCUUAAAGCAUCCAGAUGUCACCCUGCCUACGAGAAUAUCGAUAUUUAAGCGUUUUUAACUUUCCAGAAACUAGCAAUCUUGGGUUUCAAAAUGGCGUCGGAAUUUAAUUUUCGGUUUGAGGGCGUCGGGCAUCAAUUCUUAGUUUCAGGCGCUUUACAACCGGACGUCAGUUUUAUUGUAUUUUUUGCAAGCAACCAGUUGACAACGAAAACUUGCCACCCAACUUGGCAGAUGCCGAUAUCUUCGGCCCUUUUUCGCCAUGGACGUCUCCCAGUCAUCCGCAUCCUCAUCACCGUCUCGACGCAGCAGUAUACCGAUUCCGAAGCGUAAAAGUUCGCUCCACCUGUACAUAGCGAACAGCAUCGGUCCGGCAGGUCAGUCUGGACCCGGUUCUCGGUCACCGUCGCUGUCGUCUGCCUCGUCGACCCACGAGGAGCAACACCAGAGCAACUAUCAACUGGGCCGCCUGAUGAUGGAGUGCGACGGUUUAUCGCCGAGCAACUCGGCUUCGUCCUCCCGGUCCGCGACGGCCAUGGGUAUGCACAGUUCACUGUAUGUGCCCCGCGGUGCAGGCAGUAGUGGCACCCACUCGGUAGCCGAGAUCGGCUCCAACGAUUAUUUGCAGCUACGUGAGAAUCACAACCGGCUGAUCAACAAGUGCGAAGAAAUAACGAAACAAAAUCAAAAUCUCGAAAGUACUAACCAGCUGCUGAAGAAGAGCAUCAAGGCCUUGCAAGGCGAUGUAGGCAUUCUGAAAAAGGAACGCAUCGAAUUCGUCGACAAAAAUCGCAAGUUGAAGAAAAAAUUAGCCGAAAUUGUUCCGAAUGCUUGUGGAGGAAGCAGCAGCGACGAAGAGGAGACUUUGGAGAAGCUUACCAAAUCGGCGAAUCAGCGGGAGGACGAUACGGCACCUUCUAGAGGCACCGAGGUGGAUAAUCUGCUGAAUGAAAUGGAAAAGCUGAAGUCCUACCUGAACAACGUUGAGCUGCAGUUGUACGAAGCGAACGAGAAAAUCUCCGAGCUGCAAGAGAGUAAGCAACAAACGGAGGAAACUAACGAGAAGUUGCGUACGGAGAACGCUGAACUCAGCAAAAUCGCGCGACUCAUGUCGGUCAACAUGCUGGAAUCGAUCGAUACAAGUAAAAGGUUGGAGAAUUCCUACAUUCAGGUGCGACGGGAGCGGGACCAGCUGGUCCGCCAGAAUCGCGAUUCAGUCGACUCGAAAACCGGACCGAACGAGGAGAUUCAGAAGAUUCGUUCAGAGAUGGAGCUCAAACGAAAAACGUUUGAAGCGCAGUUUAUAGAAUAUAAAUCACUAAUGGAGCAGGAGCUUUCUCGCAACACCAAUGAGCAAAUUGUAACGCUGCAGCUGGAGGUGGAUAGGUUAAAACAAGAUCUCGCCGAAACGCUUAACCGUGCCGAACGGGCCGAGGAGGAGGCCCGCGAGUUGCGAAGUAUGCUCCGGGCGAGCCAACUACAGGAUCGCCAAUUUUACUCCCAGCUAGACUUGGAUAAAUUAAUUCUCCAUGAUGGUGAUGGUGACAAUGACUCGCUGCUAUCCGGUGUCAGUGGCGGACCGACGGGGCCGCCUCCACCUGCUCCUCCUCCUCCUCCACCUCCACCGCCGCCACUAGCGUCCGUGAUGUCCGGGGCUGGACGUGGUGGCGCUACAGGGCUAAGCGAAGCAAUUUCGAUGCAAAAAUCAAAUCAUGUGGCAAUAAAGCCCGCACAUAGCAGACAGCAGCAAGCAACAGGUCUAGAUUCCGUGAUUGCCGACAUCAAAAGCGGCCGAGUGACGUUACGACGUCGCAACAAACCGAAUGUGCUGAACGAGCUGCAGCAAAGUGCAGGCGUCACCAGCGGUGAAUCCAGUUUGAAUACCGACUUCAGCGCCGAUGCUGGUAGUAGUAACACCACCACCACCACCAGCAACAACAACAGUGGCAGUAGUAUCAACAACAAUCGUCGCAGCCAGCAGAGCUACAGUCAACUGGCUGCGAAAAAUCCCGCCCUGCGAGAAAUGUACGAAAUACUCGAACGUAUGAAGCGACGGAAUCGGAAGUCGAAGGUUAUUUUCGAAUCCGACCUAGUGCCGGCGGCUGGGAAAUCUAGCGAGGAGGAAGAGGAUCGAGGUGCUGCGGCGACUGCUGCUCCUGCUGCAGCCUGUGAUGGUACGGAUGCGGGACGAAGUCGGAGCCGAACUGUGAUUACCGGUGUGGUGAAUGUUUGACCUUUGACCAACGUUGAAUUUUAUUUUCUCAAUCUACUUCAAACUACUUAAAACGUGAUUUAACUUAACGUAAUGCAUUUCGUAUAAUACACUACUACCACUGCUUAAUUCGGGGGUAGUACGGUUUUAAUAGUUAUUAUAAUAAAAUUUAAAAACUUGUUUUUAUUAUUUUGUAUUAAUUGUUUAGUUCAAUAGACAAUAUCUACCAAUCAAAAUGAGUUUUACUGAAAAAUCACAGGAAGGUUG